AUGGCUGUUGGAACAAAACUAACUCUUGCUGAUAGUAAUCCCUAUGAAAAUGUUGCACUUUACAAGAGCACAAUAGGAGCUUUGCAAUACUUAAUCUUGUCAAGACUAGACAUUGCUUUCAGUGUAAACAAAUUAAGUCAAUUCCUCAAAGCUCUCAUACAGCAACACUGGCAGGCUUGUAAACGACUACUUCGGUAUCUCAAAGGAACUCUAAACUUUGGCUUGCACUUCACUAAAAGUAAUAGACUUAAUCUAGAAUGCUACACCGAUGUCGAUUGGGUUGGUAGCCUUGAAGAUAGAAGAUCAACCAACAGUUGUUGUGUCUUCCUAGGUUCUAACCUGAUUCAAUGGACUUUUAGGAAGCAAAAAGUUGUUGCAUUAUCUUUCACUGAAGUUGAUAGAGAGCUCUUGCUCAAGCGGCUACAGAGUUGGCAUGUCAUUUGGUGUGACAACCAAAGUGCUGGCUCACUUGCAUCCAAUCUUGUUUUUCAUGGGAGAAUAAAACAUAUUGAGCUUGAUACUCAUUAUGUAAGAGAACAAGUUACUUCCAACAAUCUUAAAGUUCAAUAUGUGCCAACCGAGUAUCAAAAAGCUGAUAUCUUUACUAAGGCUUUAUCAGUCUCCAAAUUUGUUGAACUAAGAGAUAAACUCACUGUAAAAGCCUCAGCCUCUACUCCUGUUCAAUAA
Pistacia vera is the source of this 687-nucleotide messenger RNA. Its product is annotated as secreted RxLR effector protein 161-like. The record is from RefSeq and is a predicted model, not a curated record. The transcript is spliced from 2 exons. NCBI's taxonomy places the organism in Eukaryota, Viridiplantae, Streptophyta, Magnoliopsida, Sapindales, Anacardiaceae. The coding region runs from base 1 to 687 and encodes 228 amino acids.